GCAGUAAAUGCUGACUUGCGGGUCCUCGAACGGGAGGCACGUUAGAGACCGUGAUGCAGCAGCCGGCUCCCUUUCAGAGGCGAACAGAGAGAUAUACUCGACCCGCCUCUCGCCACCACCCAACCUGGCAGCGUAGGGCUCCAACGGGGCUGGGAAUUGCAUUUACACUCACACCUGCAUGCACUUGGACUCUGCCCCGUCCAAAGUCAAAGUCGCCCCAGAACCAAAAUGGUCGGCUUCCAGGAGGCCCUUGUCCUGUGCCGCCCCGGGGGAAGCUGUGCUGGGAAGACUGAGGGGCCCGCGGAAGAAGGUUCGGCGGGCUUUAGCACCCCUGCACUCAGGAACUACCAUUCCCGAGAUGCCUUGUGACGGACGCCAACUUUUCUCGCCGCCGGCUCGCGGGAGGGGCAGCCUCUUGCGUCAUCGGUGCGCGAGGCCGCCGUCGCGGAGUGAUGACGUAAGGCCCGGGCCGGCCUGUCAGUCAGAGCGCGGCUGGGUAAGCGCCUGGGGGCCCGCGGGGCCGGCGCAGCCAUGGCGGCGGUGUUUGACCUGGACCUGGAGACGGAGGAAGGCAGCGAGGGCGAGGGCGAGCCAGAGUUCAGCCCCGCGGCCUGUGGGACGCUAUGAGGAGGUGGAGCUGACUGAGAGCAGUGUGAACCCGGGCCCUGAGCGCAUCGGGCCCCACUGCUUUGAGCUGCUGCGUGUGCUGGGCAAGGGGAACUAUGGCAAGGUGUUCCAGGUGCGAAAGGUGCAGGGCACCAAUGUGGGCAGAAUAUAUGCCAUGAAAGUCCUGAGGAAGGCCAAAAUUGUGCGCAACGCCAAGGACACGGCGCACACGCGGGCUGAGCGGAACAUUCUAGAGUCAGUGAAGCACCCCUUCAUUGUCGAACUGGCCUAUGCCUUCCAGACUGGCGGCAAACUCUACCUCAUCCUGGAGUGCCUCAGUGGCGGCGAGCUCUUCACACAUCUGGAGCGAGAGGGCAUCUUCCUGGAAGACACGGCCUGUUUCUACCUGUCAGAGAUCACACUGGCCCUGGGCCAUCUCCACUCCCAAGGCAUCAUCUACCGGGAUCUCAAACCUGAGAACAUCAUGCUCAACAGCCAGGGUCACAUCAAACUGACGGACUUCGGCCUCUGCAAGGAGUCGAUUCACGAGGGUGCCGUCACCCACACCUUCUGCGGCACCAUCGAGUACAUGGCCCCUGAGAUUCUGGUGCGCAGUGGCCACAACCGGGCGGUGGACUGGUGGAGCUUGGGGGCCCUGAUGUACGACAUGCUCACUGGAUCGCCACCCUUCACUGCAGAGAACCGGAAGAAAACCAUGGACAAGAUCAUCAGAGGGAAGCUGGAGCUGCCCGCCUACCUCACCCCGGAUGCCCGGGACCUCGUCAAGAAGUUUCUGAAGCGGAAUCCCAGCCAACGUAUCGGGGGUGGCCCCGGGGACGCCGCUGAUGUGCAGAGGCACCCCUUCUUCCGGCACGUUAAUUGGGACGACCUCCUGGCCCGCCGCGUGGACCCCCCUUUCCGGCCCUCCCUGCAGUCGGAGGAGGACGUGAGCCAGUUUGACUCCCACUUCACGAGGCAGACGCCGGUGGACAGUCCAGACGACACGGCCCUCAGUGAGAGCGCCAACCAGGCCUUCCUGGGCUUCACGUACGUGGCGCCCUCCGUCCUGGACAGCAUCAAGGAGGGCUUCUCCUUCCAGCCCAAGCUGCGCUCCCCCAGGCGCCUCAACAGCAGCCCCUGGACCCCCAUCAGCCCCCUGAAGUUCUCGCCCUUUGAGGGAUUCCGGCCCAGCCCCGGCCCACCAGAGCCCCCGGAGCCCCCUCUACCCCCUCUCCUGCUGCCGCCGCUGCCACCACCACCACCCUCGAGCACUGCCCCCCUCCCCAUCCGACCCCCCUCAGGGACCAAGAAGUCCAAGAAAGGCCGUGGGCGCCCCGGGCGCUAAGAGGGUGGGUGGAGAUGAGGGCAGCGGGACCCCGGGCCAGUUCCAGAGACCUGGGGCUGUGCCUAGGGGUACAGGAGCGAGUGUGUGUGAGUGUGUCUCUGCUGGAGGCGGCCGUGCCCCUGAAUCAUGAACACGAAGGACUGCAGACUACGGCUGCCAGUCGAGGGGGGCUGCCCCCCUGGCCUCCCGCAGUUGAGCUGUGCCCUUGGAUUAUUAAAGUAUUCAAUCAUG
Molecule: messenger RNA, 2182 nt
Organism: Balaenoptera ricei (Rice's whale)
Lineage: Eukaryota; Metazoa; Chordata; Mammalia; Artiodactyla; Balaenopteridae
Gene: RPS6KB2
Product: ribosomal protein S6 kinase B2
Exons: 14
Coding region: 179-1951 (590 amino acids)
Biological process (GO): protein phosphorylation
Molecular function (GO): protein serine/threonine kinase activity; ATP binding
Source: RefSeq, a predicted model, not a curated record